AUGGUAGGAAAAGCUAGAUCUUCCAAUUUUACCUUAUCUGAAAAGCUUGAUUUGUUAAAGCUUGUGAAGCCAUAUGUUAAAAUUCUGGAAGAACACACUAACAAACAUUCAGUAAUAGUGGAAAAGAAUAGAUGUUGGGAUAUCAUAGCAGUUAACUAUAAUGCAAGUGGAGUAGACCGCCCUCCUCGAACAGCGCAGGGCCUACGCACUCUUUACAAAAGGCUCAAAGAAUAUGCCAAACAGGAGCUAUUGCAGCAAAAAGAGACCCAAUCAGAUUUUAAAAGCAAUAUUUCUGAGCCAACCAAGAAAGUUAUGGAGAUGAUUCCCCAGAUUUCCAGUUUUUGCCUGAUAAGAGACAGGAACCACAUACAAAGUGCAAACUUGGAUGAGGAAGCACAGGCUGGUACAAGUUCACUACAGGUAAUGUUGGACCACCAUCCAGUUGCUAUUACAGUGGAGGUGAAGCAAGAAGAAGACAUUAAGCCCCCUCCUCCACUGGUUUUAAAUUCUCAACAGAGUGAUACUUUAGAGCAAAGAGAAGAACAUGAAUUAGUACAUGUUAUGGAAAGAUCUUUGUCACCGUCACUUUCCUCUGUUGAUAUGAGAAUGACAUCGUCUCCAUCUUCUAUCCCAAGGAGAGAUGAUUUUUUUCGGCAUGAAAGUGGAGAAAAUUUUAGGUCACAGUUAGGGUAUGAUCCUCAGAUUCUGCAAAUGCUGAAAGAGGAGCAUCAGAUAAUUUUAGAAAAUCAAAAAAAUUUUGGAUUAUAUGUUCAGGAGAAGAGGGAUGGAUUGAAAAGAAGGCAGCAGCUAGAGGAAGAGCUGCUAAGAGCAAAAAUUGAAGUGGAGAAGCUGAAAGCAAUUCGCUUACGGCAUGAUCUAUCUGAAUAUAAUAGUCUCUAA
Lipotes vexillifer (Yangtze River dolphin) is the source of this 900-nucleotide messenger RNA. It is a transcript of the gene FSBP, whose product is annotated as fibrinogen silencer binding protein. The transcript is spliced from 2 exons. The record is from RefSeq and is a predicted model, not a curated record. NCBI's taxonomy places the organism in Eukaryota, Metazoa, Chordata, Mammalia, Artiodactyla, Lipotidae. Bases 1 to 900 code for a protein of 299 amino acids. Gene Ontology annotation, cellular component: nucleus.